Messenger RNA from Salvelinus namaycush (lake trout), 1914 nucleotides. Its product is annotated as cyclic AMP-dependent transcription factor ATF-4-like. The coding region runs from base 284 to 1528 and encodes 414 amino acids. Lineage: Eukaryota; Metazoa; Chordata; Actinopteri; Salmoniformes; Salmonidae. The transcript is spliced from 3 exons. The record is from RefSeq and is a predicted model, not a curated record. Gene Ontology annotation, cellular component: ATF1-ATF4 transcription factor complex; nucleus; ATF4-CREB1 transcription factor complex. Gene Ontology annotation, molecular function: RNA polymerase II transcription regulatory region sequence-specific DNA binding; DNA-binding transcription activator activity, RNA polymerase II-specific. Gene Ontology annotation, biological process: regulation of transcription by RNA polymerase II.
UGCGCCCUCAGCAUGCGUCAUUUUCAACCAGCACACAGCAACAUUCAAGUGACACCGCUUUCUUGGGCGAAAUGGCAGUUUAACGGUUCGCGGCGGUCCUAGCAGCAGCAAAUCCAACAGUGCAUCAAUCCAGUGCACUGCUUCAACUUCAUAUUUGUCAAAAUGACGUCCCUUGUGGAAACCCUUAGCACUGCUGUAGUUGACAGCAUAAAAGAACCGCUCGACCUCCUACUGCAGUACCUACCGUCUCAGAUCCUAGUGACUGUACAACAACAACAGAGCUAUGACCAUGAUGAGCUCACAGUUUGGCCUGGACGAUAUGGAGGCCCUACUCAGGGGGCCUUCCUCUCUCAUGGCUGACCCCAUGGGGUCGCUGCUCUACCAUGAUGAAGUUACCUUGAUAGAGGGGGGGGCGUCACCCCUCUCGUCAUCUUCUCCAAUUCUCCUUCUAUCCCCUCCCUCUCCGCCUUCGCUGCUCCUCCAGGAAGAGAAGGCUGAGGCAUACUUGCUGUCCUUCCCUUGGCUAUCUGCUGAUGUGCUAGGCCACACCCAUCACAUUGGUGCAGAUAAUGGGAAAGAAGAUGCGUUUUCUGGCAUGGACUGGAUGGCUAAGAAGGUCGACCUGAGUGAGUUUGACCUGGACUCACUUAUAUGUUCCUGCAGCCCAGACGGUUCCCCCAGCUCCCCUGAAGACCUCAUUCCUUCCUUUGAGUGUCCCAUGGAGCUGGACUCACUGCCCCUCCCAACUCUCCCUACUCCCACGGACCUCCCCACCACCACUGAUCCACUCCUCCCCCCGACCGUCUCACAGCCCCAGGAAGACCCUCAGGAGGAGGUCCAUUCACCUCCCCCCUGCGUCCCCGAUGCCCAGGAGGAGCUGGAGAUCAAAUCAGAGCCCCAGUCCCCAGCCCCCUCUCUUCUUCCAUCUCCCACCUUCACCUUAAAGUUGGGUAGUGAGGUGGAUGCCUCGGCGAGUGUCAGCGAGAAGCUGCUUCACCUGGAGGUUCCCCAGCCGGUCCCCAGCAUCGUGCUGUCUCUCUCCCCGACCCGCAUCGUUGUCCUCCUGGCCCCUAAACACGAGGUUGGCGUGACAACCCCCACCGUCACCAUCCCAGAGAUCCUCUCCUCUGACAGUGAUGGCAGCUUAAGCUCCUCCGGUCAGCUCAACUGGCCCUCCAUCGCCACAACUCAGUCAAGGUUCCAAAACAGGAGAAACCCGUACCCAACAACCCCCAAGUCUAGGCCACAACAUCCAGACCAGCCAUCUCCCACCACCACAUCCACUGGAGGACCCCCGAAGGAGAAGAAGCUCAAGAAGAUGGCGCAGAACAAGACGGCGGCCACGCGCUACCGCCAGAAGAAGAAGACUGCGCAGGAGGACCUGAGCGCGGAGUGCGACAAGCUGGAGCAAAGGAACCACAAGCUGGCGGAGAAAGCAGACUCCAUCGCCAAUGGGAUCCAGUAUCUCAAGGACCUCAUGGAGGAGGUGCGCCAAGCGACGAGCAAGAAGGGACUCAGAGACCUCUAACCGUAGUGUAACCCACCAAGUAUCCUACUAUCUAUAAUGCUUUUUAAAUGCAUGUAUUGAGACUCCCAAAGCCCAAGUUCUAUUGACCUUCCUGCCUGUCUCCUCCUUUGAGUUUAAAGAAACUGUUCUUGUAGCUUGAGUUUGAUGUAGUCCCUGAUCUCUUGUAUAAAAACCUUAAGUAUUUUCCGAACAGUAUAUUGACUUGUGUAAUUAGUCUGAUCUUCUGUAGUCUGUGUCAUUGUUUAUUCUUAUCAAGACAUGUCUAUUUCUGUAGAAGCAUGUAGUCUUAAAUAGGUUUUGAAUCCUAUUAUUCAUAUGUAUUUUUACUGUUGUCUGAAUCGUAUCUAAUUGUAAACCUUUCAUUAUCUAUUAAAAAGUAAAAUCCA